AUGGCUUCGUAUGAAAUUGACCUUAAGAUGGAGAAGUUGUCCAUUACAUCAGCGCCCACCAUCAAUUGGAGCACAUGGGUCCAGCUUUUGGAUAAGCUCCCCCAUGAACCAAACCCACAACGCCGCUCCAGAUGUGAAGGAGAUUCAAAUGCCUAUGACGCAUUCUGGAAAUCGCGACACCCUUGGGAUCUAGUUGAUUAUUAUCUUUACCUCAUCGCCAUCGAAGGGAAGUACCGGAACUGGGGCGUCCGUCUCUCAGACAGCUGGCUGAUUCAGAGCGACGGGUCCCGCUGGGAUAACUUUGGAUAUGCCAUCGACUCAGACGACCGUGAGUGUCAGACUGGCUGGAAAGAUCCUCUUUUGCUCUUCUCCUCCCUUCCCGUUCCACAUGCAACCGAAUGCCCAGACCGCAGGAUCGUUUUGGGCGUUAAUCUUCGCACUCAUCACCUCGUUGGCUAUCUAUUUGAAUCUGCACCUGAGAGUAUCUCCGAGCUGGACUCGGUCUGGGGUCGGAGGGAACUCAUCAUCAAUGUGAGCCUCAAGCGAUUCACUCACAUUCUUAAAUACAGCGUCAAUGAGAACCAGUCUAUUUUGAAGAAGGGCGUUUUCAACUUCUUCCGCGAGAGUAGCCGACAUCUGCACGCUGGUAUGGACGCGGUGAUCACCAUCAAAUACAUUCAAUUCCUCCAGGAUGCUCUUUCCGGCGCAAGACUUAGCGCUCCUUGCAGAGUGGGAGAGGAACCACAAAAUUGGUUCGAUAUGGAGGAACAUCUCCGCAACUUUCUGUGUCGGGGCUCAGCUAGUGGCUGGAUGAGCUCGCACGAGGGGAUGACAGCGGAGGAGGUCCGUAAGCACGUUACUGCUAACACCUCUUCGUCCUGUAUUUUCGGUGACCAACUCUUUCCACCUGAUAUUGUCAAUGAUGAGAAGAGAGUCGGGCGUAACUCCUGGUCUCAAAUUGAGCCGGAUAUGUCGCUGCUGAUGUGGUGCGAGGUAGAGCUGCCACAAUCAGGGCUAACAUCGUUGGAGAAGAUCAGGCAAUCCACAUCUGACAUGGUUAUUCUGUUGGGAAUUUUCGUUAUCGAGUGCUCCAGUCUUGUUAAGGAUGAGGAUGAUUGUGAGAUUGCGCCGUGGGUCGAGAAGAUCAUUGAGCGGCGGUGUAAACCACAGGGGAGUUCCCCAAGUGACAAAUGGAGACGGGCUUAUUAA
Molecule: messenger RNA, 1209 nt
Organism: Penicillium subrubescens
Lineage: Eukaryota; Fungi; Ascomycota; Eurotiomycetes; Eurotiales; Aspergillaceae
Exons: 1
Coding region: 1-1209 (402 amino acids)
Source: RefSeq, a predicted model, not a curated record